Molecule: messenger RNA, 279 nt
Organism: Schistosoma turkestanicum
Lineage: Eukaryota; Metazoa; Platyhelminthes; Trematoda; Strigeidida; Schistosomatidae
Source: the annotation of a GenBank genome assembly
AUGGAGGAACGUAAAAAUAACGUACAGAUGGAAAGAAGAUUGUGGCAAAUUGAACGAAUGAUUCAGCAGCAAUCCAGACAUAGCGGAACUCUAAGUCCGACUGAACAAUUCAUCACUGAUAUUUUGCGAAUUUGGAGAAUAAGACGUAUUUAUAAUAAUAUAUUGCAGUGUCUGCCCGAUAAUUAUCGCCUACUUUUGAGACGUGCUGUUUGGGUUAUUUUCACGCUGCAUGAUUUUUGCGAAAUUUGUUUACAUGCCCGCAAUACAUUCCGACGAUAA